AUGACAGGCAAAAUCGCUCCAUCGCCUGUUAGUGCGUCAUCCGUGAGCUUCACGAAAGACGAUACUGAUUUUACUGCUGAAAGCUAUGCUACUGACAAGUGCAAGCGAACUCUGACGAUUAUUUCUUACUUUCUCACGGCUGGCAUCAGUUUCUUAACGCUGCAUUGGAAACCAAACUGGUGGAUCAAAUGCAACAAGAAACGAGUCGACCUGCUCUCUGCCGAUACAAUCUUUAUCCACGAAAAAACUGGAUCGUAUGACGAGUACUUUAUCCACAGCGCUCAUUACUGGGAUACGAACAAGAUCAAGCGUCAUUUUUCCGUCGAAAAUGCCCUCGUCGAAGUACCAAAUCUUCUUUCUUUCCGGCACAAGGCCCAACGAUUCUUUCUGACUGGCGAAAAGACCCUCACACAAGUUGACUCCCUUCAAGUUUCAAAAACAUCUGACUUGACCAACGGACAAGAAAUCAACAAUACUGAAGAAUCGCGUGAGAUCUUCGGUCGAAACGAGAUCAUCGUAAAAGUACCAAGCGUCAUCGAGAUUUUCUACAAAGAAGUCUUCAACUUCUUCUACGUCUUUCAGCUCUUCAGCGUCAUCUUGUGGAGCAUCGAUGAGUACCUCGCCUAUGCAAUGUCGAUUUUGAUCUUGACGCUCAUCUCCGUCGUGAUUUUGAUUUAUAACAUCAAGACGAAUCGAACCCGGUUAUCUGAAAUGGUCCAGAAAAACAAUGCUGACAGAGUGACAAAAAUCAUCAACGGGAAGGAAGUUUCCACUUCAGCCGGCGACCUUGUUCCAGGCGACAAAAUAGCACUGUCUGUGGGUGACGUCAUCCCAGCCGACCUGGUUUUGAUAAGUGGUGAAGUCGUCCUUGACGAAGCAAUGCUUACUGGCGAAUCGGUUCCUGUCGUGAAAUUGCCACUUCCCGCGGGGGAUAGUUACUUUACUCCCGACCUCUUCAAGAAUUCGAUGCUUUCCUCAGGCACAAUCGUUCUCCAGACCAGGGGAUCUGUAGAAGCUGUGGUCUACCGCACCGGGUUUUUAACCACCAGAGGGAACUUGGUCCGAUCGAUUUUGUUCCCGAAACCGGUAAAGGUUAAAUUCGAGUCUGAUGCAUUUUGGUUCGUGAUUGGAAUGUUUCUCGUCGCCCUGCUUGGAUUUGUCUACACCGUUAUCACCCACUACUACGGCUGUAUUCCAGGAGGUGAAAUUGUUGUCAAAGGUCUUGAUUUGGUCACAAUUUCUGUCCCACCAGCCUUGCCGAUGGCAAUGGCGAUUGGCUCUAUUCACGCGCAAAGAAGGCUUGUUCAGAAGAAAAUCUUCACUUUGACACCGAAUCGGAUUAAUUUGGGCGGCGGAAUCAACAUUUGCUUGUUUGACAAGACGGGUACGCUGACAGAAGACGGGUUGAAUUUUGCUGGAGUUGUUCCAAAAGGAACAGAUGGAAGAAUUUUGAGCACGGAGGCGAUUAUGAUGCCGCUUUUAGCUUUAUGCCACACUUUAACAAUCAUAAAGAAGAAGCUCUCCGGCGACCCCCUGGAAGUCGCGCUCUUCGAAGCCACAGGGUGGGAACUCCCAUCUUCUCAAUCAACAAACUUGGUUGUCAAAGACCCUAAAUCUUCUGAAGAAUGGACUCAUAUCAACACCUUUCCUUUUACUUCCGAAACGGCGAGGCAAACAGUGAUCGCGAAAAACAAAGCGACAGGAGAAGUAAAAAUUGUGGUAAAAGGCGCGCCGGAAGUAAUAAAAGGUCUUUGCGAUGAAACGAGUCUGCCGGAGAAUUUCGAUGAAGUUCUGGAAAAGUUCACGUCUGAAGGAUUGAGAAUCAUUGCUUAUGCACAAAAGGAAGGUAGCGAAGAAGACGCGGGAAAAGAUAGAUUUAUCGUGGAGGACAAGGUGAAUUUUGAAGGAUUCGCGAUUUUGAGAAAUGACUUGAAGCCGGAAACAGCUGGCGUUUUGAAGAACCUUCAAGAAGCAGGAAUAAGAACUUUGAUGGUUACUGGUGACAAUAUUAACACGGCAAUCGCUGUGGCCAAGAAAUGCAAUCUCUUCGAUGAGAAAUUAGAAGUGAUCAAGCCAAGCUUUGACAGCAAAGAAGAAUACAAAGGAAACCGGCUCAUUUGGAGAAAAGCGUCUAAUGAAGAAGAAUAUGUCCAGAGCAUUGAUGUUACUCAAUCAUCUUCAUUUACUGUCGCCAUGACUGGAAAGGACUUGGAAAAGCUACUUGCAGAGUAUCCUCAUCUCGUCGAAUCGAUUUUUGCAAAGACUUCAAUUUUCGCAAGAGUGUCACCGAAUCAAAAAGCUGAAAUUGUCGCAAAAUACGAGGAUAUGGAUCAAAUUGCGAGCUUCUGCGGAGACGGGGCGAAUGAUGUCGCGGCGCUGAAGCGGGCAAGUGUUGGAAUUUCUUUGUCAGAGCUUGAAGCCAGUGUUGCUGCGCCAUUUACAUCUCAGGUAGCAGAUAUCAGAUGUGUGGAGGAGUUGAUAAAGGAGGGGAGAUGCAGCUUGGUCACAACGGUCGGAAUGUUUAAGUGGAUCGCGCUUUAUUCCUUCAUCCAAAUGAUCACCAUCCUCAUCUCCUACUGGAACCUCUCCAACCUAUCAGACUGGAGUUACCUCUACAUUGACCUGUUUAUGCUUGAACCGCUUGCGCUGACCUUUGGUCUGACAGCAGCUUAUGACACCAUAUCGAAAAGAAUUCCAGACGCCCGUCUUUUGACAGCGCGCACAAUGACCUCGACAGCAGUACACAUUCUGCUCGUUGCAAUUGCGCAAGCAGCCGUCUAUGUGUACACAGUCAAUCAGGAAUGGUACUGCAGUAUUUCUUCUGAUCAGCCAGACUGCUUCAUUCGGGAUAACGAUGGCGAUAUCUUGGGCAUCUAUGAAAGAAUAAACGGUGACCCGGUAUGCGAAAGGGCUGGAAGUUGCGAACAUAUUUCGUUGAAUACGGACAUGGAAAGAUGCGAAGAUUUUGACCCGGAAGAUUAUGACUACGAGAUGAGAAAUGCUAAUUACAUCACUCAAUCUCUUUUCUACAUGACCUGCUUCCAAUACCUCUUCUACAUCAUCAUUUUCUCCCGUGGCGCCCCCUUCCGGAAGCCCGUUUUUACGAACUGGAUCCUUAUUCUCGUCUGUAUCGGGCUCCUCGCAGCUACUUUCUGCCUCCUGCUGAUUGAUUCUAAGGGAAUUUACGAAACAUUCGCGAUGGAUUUCACCGUCGAUGAGGAAUCUGGGUUUUUGUCAGCCAAUGCGACGGGUGACAUUUACUAUCCGCCGAUUCCGACGAUUGGUGAUGACUUUUAUGGUGGAUUUAGAUGGAUAUUGGUAGUCAUUGCUGCGAUUCAAAUCGUCAUUGCUUACUUUUUCGAGGAAGUUUUCAUUUCGCGCGACUGGCUCUGGAAUUUCGUCAAGCGAUGCCAGCGAAAACGGCACAAAGGAAAGCGAUUCCGGCGAAUCGACGAAGAUGUUGCAGCUGCCAAAAAUUGGCCAUAUUUGACUGAGAAGAAUGAAACGAAGAUUUAG
Oikopleura dioica is the source of this 3516-nucleotide messenger RNA. NCBI's taxonomy places the organism in Eukaryota, Metazoa, Chordata, Appendicularia, Copelata, Oikopleuridae. The record is from the annotation of a GenBank genome assembly.